Molecule: messenger RNA, 138 nt
Organism: Parastagonospora nodorum SN15
Lineage: Eukaryota; Fungi; Ascomycota; Dothideomycetes; Pleosporales; Phaeosphaeriaceae
Exons: 2
Coding region: 1-138 (45 amino acids)
Source: RefSeq, a predicted model, not a curated record
AUGUGUCCGCCCACACACACUCGGAGAAUUAGCUUUGCGCCAACAAUACCAUCCCAGCUGAACGUCGUGCACGAGAUCGCUGCCCAUCUCCCACGCGCCAACAUGGUCAAGGUUUUUGACAACGCACUACCACACUGA